Messenger RNA from Daldinia vernicosa, 2174 nucleotides. RefSeq names its product general substrate transporter. Bases 135 to 1787 code for a protein of 550 amino acids. Gene Ontology annotation, biological process: carbohydrate transport; transmembrane transport. The transcript has 10 exons. Gene Ontology annotation, molecular function: carbohydrate:proton symporter activity. Gene Ontology annotation, cellular component: membrane. Lineage: Eukaryota; Fungi; Ascomycota; Sordariomycetes; Xylariales; Hypoxylaceae. The record is from RefSeq and is a predicted model, not a curated record.
AGGGUGCUCCAUGAAGAAUAAUAAAAACAUCACCAUGUCCAGAAUCGAUAUGGAUAGAUGCAAGGCUGUUGUUCAUCUAGUUCCUCCCCGACACGUCACGUGAAGGAGGACCGUCGCAGAGACAUUCGAUAAAUAUGGAAGAAAAGGAAAUUAACGCGGCUGGUGUUCUCGUGUCCCAAGAGCAGGUUCCCGUGAGCGAGGGAUCAGGCUCGACGACGACAAACACUCCGCGUGCCAAGGCCAAAGUAGUGCACAACGCCGAGCUAUACGCGGCGAUCCAAGAAACUAAGAUCGAUUACAAGAGCAAAUAUUCGAUACAUCUUUACUUCUCCAUCUGCAUCUCGUUCUGUUGCGCUUGCGCCAAUGGAUACGAUGGAUCACUCCUUACUGGUAUCGUCGCCAUGGAACAUUUCCAGAACACGUUCCAUAGCGGCAAGACUGGUACUAUAGUUGCACUUAUGUUCUCUCUCUACACUGUUGGUGCGAUGGUCGGCGCUCCAUUCGCUGCGGUUCUCUCUGAUAAAUGGGGCCGCAAGAUUGGCAUGUUCAGUGGCGCUGUUAUCAUCAUCGUCGGAAUGAUCAUUGUUGCCACUGCUUCUGUAAUCGUGCAAUUCGUCGUCGGUCGUUUUGUUCUAGGAUUCGGCAUUUCCGUCAUGACUGUUGCCGCACCGGCUUAUGCUGUUGAGAUAGCGCCUCCUCACUGGCGAGGUCGAGCCACUGGUUUCUAUAACUGCGGUUGGUUUGGGGGUGCCAUUCCUGCGGCUGCGGUCGUGUACGGAUGCAACAAAAUAGACAGCGACUACUCUUGGAGAAUCCCAUUGAUCAUUCAGGCGCUUGCUUGUGUGGUUGUUCUAUUUGGUGUCUGGUUCGUCCCAGAGUCACCUCGAUUUCUCAUGGCCAACGGCCGCGAGGAGGAGGCCAUUAACUUCUUGGCGAGGUACCAUGGGAAUGGCGACCGUAACUCUAAACUUGUGCAGCUUGAGGUUGAGGAAAUGAAGGAGGGUAUUCGCCAGGACGGCAUUGACAAGAGACCCCUGGACUACCGCCCCUUUGUUUUCAGUCAUAGCGGACGUUGGAGAAUCGCUCAAGUCCUAAUGAUUUCCAUCUUCGGCCAAUUCUCCGGUAAUGGAUUGGGUUACUUUAACACCACUAUCUUCGAGAUCAUCGGCGUUACAUCCGUCGAGAUGCAGCUAGCCUAUAACCUCCUCAACUCCGUGCUAUCUGCCAUUGGGGCUUUGACAGCCGUGGCUCUAACAGAUACUAUGCCCCGGCGAAAGGUGUUGAUAAUCGGAACACUCGCCUGCGCUGCAGCACUAGCUACCAACUCCGGUCUAUCCGCCGCCCUAGAUGCCCAAGGAGAUAAUAUACAGGAAUCUUACGCCAGGGGUGCAUUGGCGUCUUACUUUCUUUUUAAUAUCAUAUUCUCCUUCACUUAUACACCUCUCCAAGGUGUCAUUCCCACAGAAGCGUUGGAAACUACCACUCGAGCUAAAGGUCUUGCUUGUUCCAGCGUUCUUGUAUAUGCCAUGGGUUUCAUAAACCAGUUUGCCGGACCGAUUGCUCUAGGAAAUAUUCAAUACAAGUAUAUAUAUGUCUUUGUCGGAUGGGACGUUAUUGAAGCGAUACUCUGGUACUUCUUUGGUGUUGAAUCACAAGGACGAACUCUUGAGCAGCUUGAAUGGGUUUACAACCAGCCUAAUCCCGUCAAAGCGUCGCUCCAUGUCGACAAGGUUAUCGUACAGGAGGAUGGCAGGGUGGCAGAGAAGGUAGUUACGAGCAAUGCGUGAGCAUGGUUUUUAAAGGUAUCUGGAUUUCAAGUCUACCUAUCUAACAAGGGAAUUAAAUCUGCAUUAAAUUUGUAUUAAUUAGCAUUGGCAUUGGGGUUGGGAAGUUCCAGGGCUGAUGCAUAGAGGGAUAACAUAGGCGAUGAUAUCUAGAGAGUUAUAUUAUCACUGCGCUAAGCUGCAUCCUUCCCUCAGAAUCUGCCAAAGUGACGCAGGAUCAAUACUUUUCAAGGAAGUUCUAGAUGAUAGAUUGCAUAUCCAUGAGAAUAUAUGACCCCUUGAAUAGACUCCUGCUUUGGUUGGAGUUGAAGUUCAGGAAAUGGAAGCUUCGAGUCAUCGAUUUGCCAUGACUUGGCAAGAGGAGGACUCAACUCUAGAUGCCACGUUCCG